This is a messenger RNA of Melitaea cinxia (Glanville fritillary), 1735 nucleotides long. It is a transcript of the gene Ada3, whose product is annotated as transcriptional adapter 3. The record is from RefSeq and is a predicted model, not a curated record. Gene Ontology annotation, cellular component: SAGA complex. The transcript has a single exon. Gene Ontology annotation, biological process: regulation of transcription by RNA polymerase II. Gene Ontology annotation, molecular function: transcription coactivator activity. Bases 303 to 1700 code for a protein of 465 amino acids. NCBI's taxonomy places the organism in Eukaryota, Metazoa, Arthropoda, Insecta, Lepidoptera, Nymphalidae.
UUUCAUUUGUAAUUAAUCUGUGAACAAACAUAUGACAUUUCACUCUGGUUGAAACUUGAAAUUUGUCGCCAUUUUGUUUACUUCAUUGUUGUUUUCUGUAUUAAUUCUAGUGUAAGUAGUGUAUAAUUACCUAUAUGAGUUGAAAGUAAAUACUAUUAACCGAUUAUAGCAAACACAAUUACUUCCAAACUUUUUCUUGUCGGUUAGCAUUUUUAUAGUGGUAUAUACGAAGUUGAAAAGUGACACUAAUCGCCUAUAUUUAUAUAUGUGUACAACUGUUCGGCGGUUUGUUUAAAAGAAUAAUGAUGGGUAAGAGAAUGCAUCAUAAUAACAAAAGGGGACUGGGUAGUAAAGGCCAUGAUAAUGGAAAACCUUCCAGCCCUGGUGUCUCGCCAUACAACAAACCAGCAAAAAUACCGGGUGCAACUUCCGCAGGCAAAACAAAAACAGAAAUGUGUCCUAUCCCGUACAUCAGACAACAGGAUAAUGCUAUUACUUUACCGAGAUUUACUGCUAUAGCCGCGAGAUCAGCAGACGAACCUAUCGGUAUGGACGAGCUUGAUGCCUUACAACUGGAGCUAGAAUCGCUUCUCUGUAACACAGCCCUCCGCAUAAGAUAUUUUCAAGGAGAAAUUGAAAAUAUCGACACUAACGAAUCCAAGAGAGAAAAGAAGGGUAAAGCUGCUGGAAAACAGUUACAGUACUCUAUGAAGAGAAAAUUUCCAGAAGAUAAAAUGGCUAAAAGCAAAGAUUAUGCUAAAAUAUCAAACCAGCCUAAGGUACCCAAAUUAAAAAACUUUAGUAAUUCUUCCUCUGGUGCCUCACAUAACUACCUUAAUGAAAAUACUGUUAAUUCAGACAAUUCAGUUAAGCUCGAACUGUCACAAUUAGCUUUACCAAAGAAUAAUAUUCCUUACAAAUUUUGGAAUUCUGUAGAUCCUUACUGUGCACCAGUCACUCUUGAUGAUAUCAAAUUUCUUGAAUCUCUUAUGGUUCAAAGCAGCAAUACAACACUUCCUCCAAUACCACCUUUAGGCAGACAUUAUUCUGAAGUAUGGGCUGAUGAGCAUCUAUCGGAAGACCAAAAUGCAGCAAGUCCCAACAAACAAAAAUCUUCAGGUAUGUCUCCAGAUGCAUCAAAUUUACGGAAAAAACUUGAAAAGUCAUCUGAUAAUAUGAUAACUGGACCUCUAACACAGAGACUAGUAUCAGCUCUUAUGGAAGAAAACGUUUUGCCUUAUGAAGUCCCUGAUAUAAAAUUAAAACAAAUUACAAACAGUAAAAGUAGCUACAAAAAUUCAUUGACUUUAGAAAAAUGCCUUAGAAAGGAAUUAGUUGAACAAGGUAUCUUAGAUCCAGAAGAUCUACCUCCACUUACAAAUCCAGCUGAUGAUGAAAUAUUAGCUGAAAUAAAGAAGUGUCAGACAGAAUUAACUGCAGUGAGGAAAGAAAAUUGUCGAAAUCUGAAAAACCUCAUAGGUUUGUGUAAACAAGAGAUGAUAAGACUGAACUUGAAAAAACAGUUAGAUCAAGUUGACAUGGAGUGUAUUGAUACAUAUAAAAAGAUCGUAGCCGCUAAACAGAAGAAAAGACCUAUUACUAAGAAAGAGAAAGAGGAUGCUUGGCGUGCCAUAAAUGAACAGAUACGGCUUAACAAGGAAAUUAAUGCAUUACCUUUAACAGGUCCAAACACAAGUUAAAUAUUAAAAAAAAUUAAAAUUGUAUUAUUUUCAAA